AUGCGACACCGGGGUAUCGCAAACACUUGCCUGGCCCCGAGGAACAUGUCCAACUGUAUGGGAUGCAUGAAGACCGUCACUAAGGUCAAAAUCCGAGACUCCGGCUACAUGACCGGCUGGGAGAGAAUGUCAGUGGUGGUAUCCCGAUACUGCAUGCGAAACGGAUCGACCAAUAGAAGACCUUCAGGGUGCUACAAACAACAGAACAAUGGCGGCUACACGGAACGGUGUUUCUGCUACACCGACCAUUGCAAUUCCGGCGCUUCCAGAUCAACCUACGGUCUUUUGCCAGCGUUUCUUUCGUCAUCAUCUUUACUCACCAUCUGUAUACUUAGCACUAGUGUGGUAUUUUUCAAUAUCAACAACGGUGGACGCAUAUUUACAUUGGUCGUUAUCUAG
Messenger RNA from Candidula unifasciata, 399 nucleotides. The record is from the annotation of a GenBank genome assembly. Lineage: Eukaryota; Metazoa; Mollusca; Gastropoda; Stylommatophora; Geomitridae.